Messenger RNA from Paramuricea clavata, 18779 nucleotides. The record is from the annotation of a GenBank genome assembly. Lineage: Eukaryota; Metazoa; Cnidaria; Anthozoa; Malacalcyonacea; Plexauridae.
AUGAAACCGGACUUUAUGAAAGAAAUUAAUGAUGUUCUAAGACUACUCUGUGGAUCUUACAAAAUUAAAGGAAAACGGGUGAACAAACCAGAAACUUAUAGAGACUAUUGUAAUGUUUGUAAUAGCAAUUUCUUAAAUCCUGUAAAGCAUGCAUUACUUUAUUGUAAUGGCACAAGCCAAUUAAGAGAAGAACUAUGGGAAUGGAUAAACGAUACUAUGCCAAUCGAAAUGGCAGUACAUUUAGCAAGUUUGACAGACAUGGAAUUUCUCUUAGUUAUAUUAGGUAAAAAAUUAGAAGCAUUAUGUGCAAACACAGACAUAUGGACGGAGCUAUUGCUGAAAUCUGCAAGUUAUGUUUCCUUUUGUUAUAGGAGUAAUUUAGUUAGCUAGUUCGGUAACAAUAGUUAGUUUUUUCACUAUCUUUAUUUUAUUAUUAAUACUUCCUUUGUAAAUAUACCUACUCUUCAGAAAUUGGAGGCAAUAAAGAUUUAAAACUCACUCACUCACUCACUCACUGCAUUGUCUGAAAUUUCGCGGUAUCCCGAUAUCCACGGGAUACCAAAAAUUUGGUUUUGGAUGCCAAACUGUGAAUGACUUGUAUCCCAACUGGAUACUAAGAAAAUUUCAAAUAUUGACAAAAUGUUAAACACUUCUGAUGGGCUCCUGGUAGCUUUUGAACACUAUGAGUUUUGAAUAUUAUCAGUUUCUUUUUUCAUUGAGGACUAGCAUAUAGAAAGUUGUUGAACGAUUGUGUGCAUUUUAGCGUAUAUUAAUGAAUUGUUUAGUUGUUGACUGUUCAAUCUCCUGUUGUUAUUAUAAUUUGUUACAUUAUGGAAACUUAUUUGGAUGCGACAGGGUAUAAUACUUAUGGUACCUGUAACCAGUAUCCAGAAGUGGGAUAUGGAUUCUCAGGGGUGGGGGGGGGGGGGUACUAACCUUUGAAACCUGAUAUCCCAGUUGGAUACUGAGAAAAAAUAUAAAUUUCAGACCCCGCUGUAAGACACUGGCCAAUCAGAAGACACAUAUACAGUAGUGAAUAUUUAACAAUUAUUCGCCGAAGGCGAGGUGAUUGCCAGUGAAUAAAAACCGAGACGAAGUCGAGGUUUAUAUUCACGAUAAUCACCGAGCCUGAGGUGAAUAAUUGUUUUAGUAUAAUUUCAUAGGUGAUUAUUUGGAAAAAAAUAGAAGAUAGACAUUUCUUCGUCAUUUACAGUAAUUGACAAAAACGGGUCCGGCCGCCACUUUGAAAAUCGCUUAGGUGAUUAUCGCGUUAUAAUCACCUCAACGGCAACCAAUCAGCGUGGAGAAUUUUCAAUAAUCACCUAUGUAAUUAUACUAAACAAUGAUAAUUACACUUAAAUUUUAUUUAGGACGAACUGAAGAGAGUUCUGAAACUCGUCCAUUUGGUAUAAAACGAAGCCUUGGACACUCUCAAAAAACAUCAAAAAGACAUGUUAGUCCUCUUGUCAACACUGGCGUAUCUCAAGGCUCAACAACUAAUACCCAAGCAACAUCAAAUAUAUUUUCCAAUCCAACAGCGACCGCCCCGAAUGAAAACAAAAAUGAAAGCACCCAAGGAAAUGUGUUUAGCAGUAGUACAUUCAAGUCAAGCCCUACGAAAGGAAAUGCCUCAGGAAAAUUCCAAUCCAACAAUCGUACUUGGAUAAACGAAGCAUUAAAGAGACCUGAACAAGAAACUCAACGGGUUUUUGGAAGUAAGAGUAGUCCAAAUAAAAGCCAAGGAAAUGUUUUUGCGAGCAAACAAUUUGACCCUAAAACCGGAACUUCACAUACGACUAAAAUUCAUCCGAGCCCAUUGGCUGGUUUAAUAACGAAUAGCCCAAGUAAAGCUGGUGCAAGUAUAAUGUCUGGACUAUCAAACCAGGCAAACACUGAAAGUAGUAAUGUUGCUUCCUUGGUAGAACAAUAUGAACAAAACACUACGCAGGAAAGUUCUCAAACUUUGUCUGGUAACAUUUUUCAAUCUGCCGUUUCCUCAACCAGUCUGUCGGCAGGUUUGCAAAGUACGAAUCAAGGGACCGGUGUAUUUUCAGUAAAAGAUACCCAUGUAGGGUCUGUUUUUGGAGGCAGUUUGAUUUUAUCUACUACACCCCCACCAAAUGUUAACUUAUUUGCAAUGAACCAGAAAGAAAACACUGAUACUGUAGUCUCAAACAGUGCAGUACAGACGUCCGCUGGUAAUACAACUCUAUUUUCCGGUUAUGUGGCGAAUGCGGAGAACAAUGUUCUGAAUAUGGAGAAUAAAUAUGGUGUAUUUGGAAAUGCCAUGAAAUCAGCUACAACAGGCGGUGAUGUAUUUAACUUAAAGCAAAACACAAAUCCUAUUGGAUCAACUGAUCCUAAUCCUAUUGGAUCAACUACUCUUAAUCCUCUUGCAUCAACUAAUCUUAAUCCUCUUGGAUCAACUAAUCUUAUUGGAUCAACUAAUCUUAAUCCUCUUGGAGCAACUAAUCUUAUUGGAUCAACUAAUCUUAAUCCCGUUGGAUCAACUAACCCAGCUCUUGGCUACCAAAGUUCGCUACAUAACAAAGGAAGUGCUUUUGGUAAUACUUCAUUGCCUGUAAACUCAAGCCAACAAGCGAAGAUUUCAUAUACAUUUGGAUCUCUCAGUUCGGCCACUUCCAAUACAACAGCACAGGAUAGCUCACAGAACAAACCAAGUGUCUUUGGUGGAGCAGGAUUUCCAACUUCAACUACCCAGCCAGCAAACCAAAAUUCAAAUUCACCAAUGUUAAGUUCCAAGCCAUUCUCAAACGCCGGUAGCGUAUUUGGAGGUGCAGGUUUACCACCAAGCUCAACGAACUUGACAAACAAACCUGGUCCAUUUUCAAACAGUACAUCAGCUUCACAAAACUUUGGCGCAGAUUCAAAUGCAGGCAGUGUGUUUGGAAAUGCAGGGUUGCCAGGAGCUUCUGCGUCAUUGUCAAGUAGUGCAGGUCCAUUCACAUUGAAUUCUUCUGCUGCCAGUAGCCAAACUCCUACAGGGAACCUUUUUGGCAGUACAGGCGUGCCCGAAACCUCUGUAUCGUUGUCAAAUACUGGUGGGCCAUUUGCGUCUAGUGAUUAUGGUGCUACUGGCCCAACUACAAAAGCAAGUAGAAUUCUUGGAAACACGGGAAUACAGUCUGAUGCCUCGGGCAAAGGAGGGGUAUUCACAUCAAGUAAAACAUCUACAGAUCCAAGAAACGCUUCGAAUAGCCCCUUCAGCAUUGGUGGUCAAACUUCAGCAAGGCCAGCGAGCAUAUUUGGAAGUGCCAUAUUUGCAGCAACUCAGGACCAGAGGCAAGGUCCUUUCACCGUUGGAAGUAAAACCACAAGCCCUGGCUUCUCACAACCACCAAAACCAGGUAGCGUUUUCGGAAAUGCUGGAUCGUUAACGACAUCAACCGGUACAUUUGCAGCAUCUCAGGACUCGAAACAGGGCCCGUUCACCAGUAAAACUUCAAAUCCCGGUCCCUCACAACAACCCAACUCUGGUAGCGUUUUUGGCAAUGCUGGUCAAUCGUCAACAUUUUCUUCCGGAGGUGUUUUUAGCAAACAAAACAAUGCAACGUUUGGAAGUGUGUUUGGAAGUCAGACUCAAGAUGGUCAAAGCGGAAGGAUUUCAACAAAUGAAAAGCAUAAAGGUAUUUCAUAGAUAAUCAUAUAAUUUAUACAACAUGUUGAGGUUUUUUAGUGGACGAAAAUUUUGAGCAAAACGCAAUAAAAUAUUGCAAAUUUUGAUAACAAGGAAAAAUUAAGCUUUAAAUAACUUUCUUUAAUACAGUUUCUGCCUAGAUUUUUAUUGCAACUUGCAUGUUAGACUAAUUUUUGAUCUAGGCAAAAAGUAAAUUCCCGAAAAGAACUUAUUAAAAUUACGAACGAAGUGUUGUAAAAUACGGAAAAUCUAGCCUUACGAAGUUUGUAUAUUUUGUGUAUGUUUGUAUUAGGUGAGCAAAUUGUUACCAUUUUUAAGCCGAAAAUGGUAACAAUUUCCACACGUAAUACAAACAUAUUCAAAAUAUACAAACUUUGCAAGACUAUAUUUUCCAAGGCUUACAACAUUUCGCAACCAAAUUUUGCAAUUUUACUAAUUUCAUUAUGUUCUUUGUAGCUGUUAUUAUGUUUGAUUCCCUUCUCUUUACUUAGAUUAAAAUUUUAAGUUUAACAUGCACGUUGUCCAUAUUAAAUCUUCAAUAUUUUAAAUUUCUUUAAUGUUCUACAUUUUAUCGAAGGUUUGAAGCGCAGUUUAUCAAAUACGGAUGUAUCUGAGCUGACGUCGAUUCUUAUUAAAGAUUUGCCGCAAGAAUACUUUGAUAAAAAACUGUUAGAACGAGAGUUUGCAAUAUUUGGUGCCAACAAGGUUUCGCUUCAGCCAACGAAACAAAGCGUCGUCGUUAACUUUGCUACUCAUGUAAGUGCAAUUUUAUCCAUUGAAAUAAAUACCCGUGGAAAGCUAGCCCUGGCAACUGGUCAUGUUAUGCCUAGCCAGGCUUGCCCGAUUUUAGGGACCGCCUACCAUGCGGGCUAUGUUAUGCCAAAAAACCUACGCUUAGGCCAAUGAAAAUUGAUAUCAUGUUUCUCGUCCCCGCCCGCAUGAGAUUUAUCUGCCGCACGAAAAUUUUUCAUUAUUCAUUAUUUUUGAAAAAUAGGCUUAACAAAACACCAAAUUGAUCUCCAGAUCAAAGACUUAUUGCUGCAUUCCACAAGCGCAACUCAAAUUGUAUCUUUCCAAAGAUAUUACUCGCCAGAAUGCCUCUAUUUUUCAUGUCAGCCUUGGUAUGUAUAGAAAUGUACUGUAGUGUAGGACGUAUUAAAUUAAAAUGAAUUAUACACCGAUUUACUUCAGAUUUUUAUGGGGUUUUUUUACUGGUUCAAGGAAAUUAUUGACAAGCAAUUCAAAUACAAAAAAUAAUGAAAAAUGAAAAAAUCCCGCUCCAAAUUUUUGAAAAUUGUGGACGAGAAACAUGAUAUCAAUUUUCAUUGGCCUUAUAGAUAAUUAAGAGGCAAUUUUUUUCAAUGUCACGUAUUUGCAAUGAAAAGUGUUCAAAACCUAAAAUCUUUUUUGCGUUCCUCUCAAAUUUACUUUGUUUUAGCUUUAUUCUCUAGUUUAUAGAGUUAGCUACCUUUUUAUAUACAUUUGCCGGUUGAGAAACAUAAAAUAAUAGUUAAAAAUUGUCAAUUAAAAUACAAUUAUCAAUGAAUCUUUAAAAUGGACGCAAUAUUUACAGCCAUAUAAGCAAAACUUACUGAACUUCAGGCAUCAUUUUCUCUUUGGCGUAUCAUCUAAAAUCUCUUCAUUUUACCAUUAUUUUACAGAUAAAGCAGUAAACAUACUUUUUAAGUUUGUUUGCCGAUUGAGAAACGUAUCGAAAAAUAAAAAUUUUGAAUUUAGUCAUAAUCUCAAGUGGUAUUAUUAUACGCAUUAGUUUUGAGCGCGUGUUACGUAACAUACAAAAAAAUCUCCUCUUAAAGACAAUACAUUUCUAAACGUGCGAAUGAUUUUGUGUAAAAAUAUAUAUUUUAAGACAAGCCUUCGUUGGUAGGGACGCAACGACCUGAAGAAUAUAAGGCGCAAAAAAAAAUACCUGUGGUUCCGGUUCCCGACCGACCCUAUUUUUUUCUGCCGACCCUAUUAUUUUUUCAACGCGAUUGACUGUGCGACCCUAUUUUCUCCAGGUGGUUGCGGGCUGCUGCCAAAAUGGCGUCUGUUGUCACACUAAUUAUUGAAUCAAAUUGCCUAAAUUCGUCCAUAGGAAAUACGCAUCUCUAGUUAAUGUUGAUGUCGAGACUCUACUGCAAAUCGCCCAGCAAAAAACCGCCAAAACCAUGAAAAAAAUAUUCAAAAAAAAAAUUUAUUUCCGACCUACCGACCCUAAUUUUUCACGAUAUGAAACCGGAACCACAGGUAUUUUUUUUUUACGCCUAAGGAGAAUAACCCCAGACCACAGAAUAAAGACAUACAGAAGUGUAACUUCCAAUACAAAACCGUAAGGCAUUUUUUACCGAAAUAGUUGGCGGCCAUGUUCUUAGCAAGUGCCCUAAAGAGAGGCAUUCACCCCCCUGGAAUAUUAAAUUUUCAAUAUGUUUUCAGGGGGGUGACUGCCUUUCUUUAGGGCACUUGCUAAGAACAUGGCGGACUGAAAAAAUCCCUUACGCACUUUUAAUAAGAAGAUACACUUCUGUAUGUCUUUAUUCUGUGCCCAGACGAAGGGCCUUCGCAAACGUCGAAAUUCUCCUUAUACAGUACUUUGCUACCAACGAAAGCUUGUUGUGAUUGGCACUAUACCUACAGUGGGACAGAUACAGUUCAAGAUUAUAUUUUAAGGUAAUUCCGCAGUAAUUGUUCCCGAAAUGAGAAUGUGCUGAAACUUCCCAGGCAUGGAGUUUAUGAUAUACUUAAAGUAAAAUCACACAAAAAAGUCUGGGUCACCGAACUCGUUAAGUUAAGAAGAUAUGACAAUCACAAUAUACCACCUUUACCCCAAUAUAGCGCCAUCUUGACGCUCAUUACGAGUAACAGCAAAAUCACAACAGCCCGAUAUUUAUUGACGUUUUUAGCGCGGAUGUCGCUUUAGUAAACCUAUCUUGUAAUUAUUUUUGAAAAAAUAUUGUGUUUUGAGCAAAAUGAAACUACUAACGUGUACAAUUCUGAUCCACAAAUGUCUUUUCCACAUUUCUUUACAUAUCUUUCUUUGAGAACAUGCAUUGAUAAAGGAUUUUUUUUUCAAGAUCCAGAAAUGAUUUUUCUUUUAAUUUCGGAUAUGAAAUGUAAAAUGCAUUAAAGAAAUAAAUUAUCAGUUAAAAAACGGGGGUCACCGAUCUUUUUAGGGAAUUGUGGCAUUAAAACGUGAAAUACAAGUAAAUAAAUAUACUACAGACACAGGGAACCCUAGCUACACUUUUGUAUGCCUUUUUUGAAAACAUUGAUUUUAACGUAAUUAUUUGCACGAAUAUAACCACAAAGAUGUUUAAUUUGAAGUAACAUAAAAUUGUCAUAAAAUGAUUUUUUUUUAAAGGGUACGUAUAAUGGAUGAAAUUAUAAGUUAUAAGAUGUGCGCAGUAAAAGUGCGCAAUGCAAAACUGCGGAAUUACCUUAAGACUCUUACACAAGAGCCAACAAAGCUCAUCGAUGGGCUUGAAAAUGUUGCAUAGCAUGAUCAGUUGCUAUGGCUAGCUUCACCACUGUUAAAUACAUCUGAAAUUUAUACUAACCUGACUUUGAUGUAAUUCAUAUAUUGUAUCUUGUUGAUCAAGGAAUGCGCUAAAAAGGCAAAGUCGAGAGCAUUGAAAUUAUUCCCAAUGAAAGACGCACAUGUCUUUUGGUGCAGGAAGAAAGGUAAGAUAGAUAAUUGAUACUUAAAGAAAAUACAAAUCUUACAUUGAAAUGAAGAGUUGAAAUGUACUUCAGUACUGCCAAGAAAUAACUUAACCUCGCGUCUGCCCGCGUCCUGCCUCCAGAGCGCCCGCGUCUUGCGUCCACUCUGCCCGUGUCCUGCCUCCAAAGCGCCCGCGUCCGGCCUCCAGCUAAAAACUGCGUCCGCUUGGACGCAGUCGUAACAUAAUCGGAAAAACGAACAUAAACUAUUUGCAGACAUAAACUAAUGAGUGAUUUAUAGACAUAAACUAUGUAAGUAUAAAAUAAACACAUAUGAACUCAGUGAGAUCACGACUACAACAAGUACUAUAUAUCUCUAUGUACAGUGUUUACUGCAUAUACUACUUAUUAUAAACAAUUCAACUUACAGUAUAGCUUUCAGCUGCAAGUAAGUGUGAUUGGAACACCCUCACUUCCUUACUUACCUCGUUAGUUUGGGAGGAAAGCUAUUCCAUACCUUAUUACUGCAAUUCUUUGUUUGCACAUGACGUCACUACAUGUCAUUAGGCUCCAUCUUGGUUGAUUUUAAAGUUUUGUCCAGCCGUUUACAUCGAAAUAGUUGAGUUACUUUGAUAUUUUUGGUUUGGUUUGAAAACAUCUUACUGUAUUAUGGAUCGUUUACGAUUUCUGGCCCAAUACGACAAAGAAUUAAGAGCAUAGAUUUUUAGUUGCCACGAAAAUCAACCAAGAUGGCGUCGAUUGCAAACGAGCAAUUGUGAAAUAUCUACCUACAGUACUGACUGCUACACGUGAUCCCUGAUGGUAAUUUCCUCAAAAAUACCAGGCUUACUGUAAAUAGUUCCACACUCAACCUCCCUCACCCUUUCCGUCCCCGCUUUCCCUUAUCUCCUCCCACCUUCCACCCCCAACCUCCCCACCACUUCCAUCCCCACCACCACUUCCAUCCCCACCUGUUUCCACCUCCAACCUCCCCCACCCCUUCCGUCCCCACCUUCCCCCCACCUUUCCUAAUACUGAACCGUUAUUCCUCUCUUCUCAGGAACUGGUAGAACAUUCAAGACUCCUGAAAAACCCGGUGGCAACAAGCCAGAAUUCCGUUCACGAAGAAUGUCUAUAUCUAACGCUUUGAAUAGCAUUGGUAAGCUGAGCAGGUUCAAAUGGUUAGGUUAAAGAAUUUGAUCGAAUUUAGUUUAAUUCAUACUAUUUCAUUGCGUUAAGAUGCGAGUGAAUUUUCGUCCGCUAUGAGUGCCCAGGAAAGAUACACAGUUCUAAAUGAAGUGGAUAAACUAAUUCGUCAAGGUUGGUUUGCAAUGUCUUUGAUACAUUAAUAUGUACUUUUUCUCAUGAAUAUUAAUGCUUUGUAAGUACUAUUUAAAACAUGAGCAGCAGUGUUUUAUCAGAUAUAAAGAUACGAGGCGAAGACGAGUAUCUUUAGGUCUGAUAUUUCGCCUCGUAUCUUUGGGUCUGAUAAAACACGCACUGCGAAUGUUUUAAAUUGCUUAAAAAACGGAUCGAUCUGGUAAGUUCAUUGGGGAAGUAAUUUUCAGAAAAUACGUUAUGUAAGUCGAGAAAAUCAAAGUUAAGUUUAUGUAAAUCAAGGGAAAUCUCUAUCACAUAUAAAGAUACGAAACGCUUAUAUGAUUUUUCUUUGUAUUUGCCUCAUGAAUUGACCAUUUGCGUAAUAGACUGCGUAAUUUUGAUCUCAACAAAAAUUUCAUCACAGCUUGAAAGAGCAUCACAAAAUUAGUAAUAUUCCAAAGUUUCGUUGCGAAAUGUUGUAAAAUGCGGAAAAUAUAGAUUACAAACGGGAAAUUGACGGCCCCAAACCCUUCGAGGCUGUCAAUUUCCCGUUUGUAAUCUAAAAUGACUGAAAAUUACAAACUUCGCAAGGCUAUAUUAUCUGCAUUUUACAACAUUUCGCAACGAAACUUUGGAAUAUUACUAAUUUUGUGAUGCUCUUUCAAGCUGUGAUGAGAUUUUUGUCUAGACUUGUUUAGAUCAAAAUUUAUUCUAUUACGCAAAUGGUCAAUUAAUAAUGAGUUUUUGAAUACAUAAACCGUCUUUUCUUUAGCAAUCACACCGUACAGAGAUAUAGCGAAUGCCCCGGUCCUUAUUGGCGUUUGUUGUGACAUGUGUCCUGAAAAAGAACGUUACAUGCGAGAGUAUCAAGCAAACCUGAGUAUAUUUGAAAUGGUGCCUGGAACACAGGACAACAGGGUUAGUUUUUUAAUGUCUCAGCGGUGAAAUUUCUUGGGGGAAAUGGCGUUUCAUGCUGCUCAGACGAUUCCACUGUCGACAAAUCCUUUGAAUUUAAUGUCUAAUACUUCAACAGCAUAGAUGGAAACUAUUCCAUUCGAAACUCUAGCAUUCCAUAGUAUUCUAGCAACAGCAUGGAUGGAAACUCUAGUAUUCCAAAUACCCAAUAUCACACACUAAAAGACACGAACAAUCUUGUAUCCCAAGGGCAAUUGCUAAAUAAGUAUCAUCCAAAUUAGACGAUAGAUUAUUUGAUAACAUGAUUAUUAGAACCAAUUAGACGAUAGAUUAUUCUUUACACUGAUAGACAAUUAAUAAUUUAACCAUUUUUAUAGUUUUGUACAUAUCAUACUGUACAUUAUUAUUGUAUAGAAAUGAUUUUUUACAGCUGUAAAUCCAUUGUAUUUUUUAACUAAAGAUGAAUAUUAAAAGAUUAUUAUUAUGGAUCUAGCAUGAUCUGCUGGGUGCUCUGCCAGCUCUGGUGCCGAGUUGUGUCGGUCAUGUGCGCCGCCCACCCAUCAACUUGCUUGACAACUGCAAAGUCUUGCUUGACUACUGUAUUUCAAUUGUAAGACAGUGUUGUUCACAGUUCGCCUAUCAUCAUGUUUUUACUCAAAUUACUGUAUCUUAUUUUGUUUCUAAUAUUUUUUGUUGCUUUGGGGUGCGCCCCAGUAAAUCCAUCGCUGUUCAACAAUACGACUGAGUGACUUGACGAGAUGCCAUGAUAGUUCCCCCUUGUGGUGAAGUCACUACUGUACCUGACGAAGCGGCUUCGUUUGUCCGAUGUUUGACAAUAGUUGGUUUUCUUUUUAGGACGGCGAUGUUCCCAGAGUCGAACAUUUCAAAGCUGUUAAGGAAUACAGCAGAUCUGCAGCUGACAAGGUACAGUGACUCGAACUAUAUCGAAUAUGAAGUGUCAAGUCAGGCAAUUAGCCAUUCCGAAGUUGAUGAGAGGACUGGGGACGAGUGUUAAAAAGUGCCCAAAUUAAGAAAUGAACCAAAUGACUAAAACGACCACCACAAAAUUAGUAAGUAUACAAAGUUUGAAGACGUUUACAUGAAUACCCUUCGAAUAAUAAGCUUUCGAAAAUUGUGAAAUUACUGGUUAAAAGAUUGUUUUUGGGACGCGCGUCCCCAAAACAAAAAUUACAAUACAUUUCAUAGUAAUAAAUAUCACGAUUUUCGAAAGCUUAUUAUUCGAAGGAUAUUCAUGUAAACGUCGUCAAACUUUGUAUGCUUACUAAUUUUGAGGUGGUCCUUUUAGUGAUUUGGUUCAUUUCUUAAUUUGGGCACUUUUUAACGCUCGUCCCCAGUCCACUCAACAACUUUCGGAAUGGCUAAUUGUUUUCUCCCUGUUGCGUAUUUGCGAGAAAAAGUGUUUUUGUUUUAGCUUUAUUCUCUAGUUUAUACAGUUAGCUACCUUUUGAAAUGCAUUCGCCAGUUGAGAAAUAUAAAAUAAUAGUAAAAUAUUGUCAAUUAAAGUACAAUUAUCAAUGAUGCUUUAAAAGUGACACCAUAUUUACAACAAUAUAAGCAAAACUUACUGAACUUCAGACAUCAUUUUCUCUUUAGCGUACCAUCUAGAAUCUUGUCAUUUUAGCAUUAUUUUACAGAUAAAGCACUAAACAAACUUUUUAAGUUUGUUUGCCCUUCAGAAACGUAUCGAAAAAUAAAAAUGUGAAUUUAGUCAUGGGUGGCCUGUUGAAAUGAUUUCAUUUCAACGAAGGAAUUCAUACGAUGUCCUACCAUCGUGUCGAAUUGAAAGUACAAUUAAUAUUUUAAUUAAACCUCUAGCUUGAACCCCUGGCACACGAGCUACGCCCCGUCCAUGUUCUUCAAAUGACAUUGGAUUACCUCAUGGCGAAUGUGAUGAACAACAUUGAAGAAAAAUGGGAGGAAUGGUUUAAUUUUCUCUGGAACAGAACACGUGCAAUACGGAAGGUAAAGUGUGGUUAACAUGAGUGAGACUAAAGUCUGUUUUGCCCUUCAACCGUAUCGUAACGUACCGUAGCAUUUUUUUCUGUGUCGAAGACAUUAGUUCCACUCUAGUGCUGAGGAAACAAAGAAAUACGCUACGUUUCGGUACGAUAUGUUUGAAGUAGAAAAUUGGCUUUAAGCAUAGUCUUUCAAAACAUGGUUUGGAAACUCCGCUAAAGUCUUUGUUCUAUCUUUUUGUUCGCGUUUAUGCAGUUUUGUGCACAGCGCACGGUCAAUGAACACAUUGUAUUUCAGUAUAAUGAACGAAUCAUCCGAUAGCAACGUUUCAGUUCAGUCAUUCAACCAUGCUGUUUAAAUAUUAAUAAACCUAAAACAAAGGAUGUGCACGGUGUAAGGUAUACGGCUCAACAUAAACACACAGCUCAUUACAACCGCUUUGAAGUUUACUGAGUUUCCAGACCAUGUCUCGAAAGACUAUGCUUUAAGUGAGCGCAUAUACAAUACACGUGCAAUACGAAAGGUAAAGUGUGGUUAACAUGAGUGAGACUAAAGUGAGCGCAUGCAAUACACGUGCAAUCGUUUCAUUCAUGUCUUUCAGGAUAUAACUCAACAACAUUUGUGUGAUGUACACAGCGCAGAUCUGGUGGAAAAAAUAACAAGGUAAACAAGACUACAAUCAUGGAAUAAUUAAUCAGGACAAUCACUGUAAAAGCACCAUUCAAACAGCAUCGUAAUAUCUAUGAAUAGAAAACUUCAAAAGCAGCUUUAAACCAUUAUCGCAAGCCGUACAUUCAUGCAUAAACACUCCCCCCCCCCCCCACCUUACAAUGUUCAAUUUUGGUUCAUUGGUUUGUUCCUUAUUGGUGAAUGUCAUACGCUGUUGAAGCAAGAUUGUAUACUUGGGGGGGGGGGGGGAAGGCCUGCAUGUACAGAAAGCCUGAAAAAUUCUACUUUCUUUUCAAGUAAUAAACGUUUUCAACUUGUCCCAAAGUAAUUGUUCCAUGAGUAGUGACAGAUUGCAUCGAUGCCUCUAAGAAUUCGCACACAUUGGGCCUUGAUCAUUCCCAUCAUGCACCAUGUUUUUGUCAAUUCGCAUUUAGGGACUGAGUACAAGUCAGGUGCAUUUGUGUACUUUGAACUAUGAUUAGUGAGAAAUAUUUCCCAUCAUUUUCACCAGGUUCCAUAUCUUCUGUGCUCAUUACCUGUGCGAGGAAGGCAUGCAUUCAUUCGAUCCGAAAAUCAACAAUGAAAACCUCACCAAAUGUUUGCAGACGCUAAAACAGUUCUACGUGGAUCUCUACACGGAUCAGGUUUGUAAACUCGCUGUGUUUAAUGCAAACUCCAAAUAAUAUUGGAGUAGUACUGUUCUGGAAAUAGCCGUUUGCCGACCAUUUGUAUCCAUACUGGAUGGGUUAGGACUAACCAAGCACAGUUAGGAAGUUAAUAAUGGUAAUUACACUGAGUGGAGUGCAAUUUGGAAAGUAAUUGUUGUAAAAAUAAAUAUAGUCUAGGCUAAGAAGGUAAUAUAAGUAAGCGUAAUACACGAUGUAAUCAGUCACUUGGUGUAUAUGUAGUUGCGUCAUACGUUCAUCUUAUGCUUGCAAAUUUUUAUUAUUUAUUUAAUUUCAGGAAGUGAAAUGUCCUAACGAAGCUGAGUUUCAAGCUUAUGAUAUCUUGUUAAAUCUGAACGAAGGCGAUACUUUGAGGUUUGUGAGACGUUUCAAAAAUGCCCCAAAUCCUGCGGAUAUUUAUACCCAUACACCCAUCACCUUAAUACAUGAACUUGUGGUUAGAGCUCGACAACUGGCCUCUGUAGCUCAGUUGGUUAGAGCGCUGCACCGGAAUCGCAGGGUACUUGCUACAAGCCUGUUGCGAACACAUCUUGUUUGACAAGUUGUGAGUGACAAUCUUGUAGCAACUUGAUAAAAUAACAGCAUUGUUACAACUUGUUGACAAGCUUGCUACAAGCCUGUUGUGAACAAAUCUUGUUGACAAGUUGUGAGUGACAACCUUGUAGAAACUUGAUAAAAUAACAGCAUUGUUACAACUUGUUGACAAGCUUGCUACAAGCCUGUUGUGAACAAAUCUUGUUGACAAAUUGUGAGAUUUUUACGUGUGUAUACGAGAAUCGAAGCCUUUCCUGCAGAGGUGAGGGGUUCAAAUUAUUUUCUUUUUGUGAAUUUUCAGGAAAGCGAUGCAAUAUCGCCUGGAAGUUCGCAACUCUCCCGAAGUAAAGUUUGCAUUGGAAGUCUUCAGUUCAUUGAACAGCCACAACUUUGUACGAUUCUUUAAACUAGUCAAGUCAUCAUCGUAUUUGAACGCCUGUAUCAUGCAUCGUUAUUUUCCUCAAGUACGGAGAAGCGCUCUGAGAGUGAUGACCAAGGCAUACUCUCCGAAAGAACCUUAUCCGUUACAAGUCUUACAAUAUCUCUUGGCUUUUGAGGAUAAAGACGAAGUAAGUAAACCUUUUUUCCAGGGAUUACUUUCUGGAACCAAUGAAAAUUUUCUGAAAAUAAUUGAGUAAAUCGACACUCCGACACUGUACUGUAACUGUGUGACACUAACAAGUUGUCAAACUGGAUGUCUAUAUUUUAACAGAAAAAAAUUAUUUCAAUGCAUCGAGAAUCUCAGUAAUACUUUUUAGAAUAUAACAUAUAAUAAGACUAAUUUAGAUAACGUGCAUCAAUUUCUGGUCCUAAGGUAAAUAUAGAAAUGCAACAAAAUGAAAAAGGGCACUAUUAGGGGGUACUAUUGGGGGUUCCAUGCUCUCCCGAAAGUAAGACUGCUUUUAAAAAAAAACAAUCGAGUUAUUUCCACCAGAAUUCAAAUGUCCUUCUCUCUAUUAACAUUUUAGACAUCUCGUUUCUGCUCACAUUAUAACUUCACGACAACUGAUGAUUCUGUUCAAUUCUCAAAAGUCUUCACGGAUCCUGAGGCAGCAUUUCCACUGCAAAAAGCGACCAACGUGAUUGAAAGCAAGAGAAUCUGCUCGAUUGGCGAGGUACUAUGCUGUAUGAUACUAUGAUACAAAAUACAAUGUACUAUAAGUUUAUCCAGUAACCGAUUGAACGUAUAGAGGAUAAUAUGUCGAGAGCGAGAGUAGAAUGUCGAUGGUCGAAAAAAACAUUAUAGACUAAUUUUUUUAUCUUGGCAAAAAAAGUAUAUUCCCGGAAAUAGCAUACUAAAAUGAGUAAAAUUGCAAAGUUUGGUUGCAAAAUGUUGUAAAAUGCGGAAAAUCUAGCCUUGCAAAAUUUGCAAAUUUUGUCUACUUUUUUAUUGCGUGCGGAAAUUGCUACCAGAUUUGGGUCGAAAAUGGUAGCAAUUUCCGCAUGCAAUACAAAAGUAUACAAAAUUUGCAAACUUUGCGAGGCUAUAUUUUCCGCAUUUUACAACAUUUCGCAACCAAACUUUGCCAUUUUACUCAUUUUAGUAUGUGUUUUCUAAAUCUGGUGAUUUAUUUGCAUCUCCUUGCCUAGUUUUAAAAUUAGUCUGUAAUGAGAAUUGUCUUUUGACUAAACAUCAGUUGAUGUUUUUCGGCGGUCAUAAAAUACGAUAUUUGGCUAGAUACAGUAGUUGGUUGUCAGUCAUGUUUCUAGAAAUGCAAGCAACGUGUAACGCAUUUAUUUUAUCCCAUGCCCUAAAACGUUUUUUUUUUUUUUCAUUAACAAGGUUGUAAAUGGAUCGCCUUUAACAAAUCGUCCACUCCACGAACCAGUGUCUAGUUUUGACGCAAAUGGUCGAUACAUUGGUUUACCAAAUCUUGUACAGAUGUUGCAAAAUACACCCGAUACCCCUGAGCCCGAGUCGCCGUACGAGAUUCAUGAGCCUGCAAUCAUCAUACCUUCUGAACAGCGGAGUCCCGUGGUGCAACAGCCUACAGAUGAUCCAAGAGUGAUUUUGAAUAAGGUGAAAAUAUGAGCUUGUUUACUCGGUUUAGAAACUGAACUGUAUUUAUACUGGAUGAUCAAUAGGUUAUUUCUAAACUUUUCACGCUCCUAAAACAACUGUACUGUAUAAUCAUUCUCGGAGAUUUUUCAGGGCUUUUUGUUAGGGUCUUUAAACAGCCCCCAAAACUCAAUCUUCAAUUGAGUUUUGAAACUCAAUCACCUCAUCAAAAUUUUCAGUGCUGUGAAAAUGAAUUUUUGAUUUAAAUAUGUGCAAUUCUGGGAAUGAUUUCCUUCGUCAGAAGCCCAACAAAAUACAAAGAAAACGAUCAUACCCGUCUGUAGUUUGUUUCAGAUCACAAAAUGAAAGCAGUUUUGAGCUGUUCUAGAGUAAUGUGAAGGCCAAUAUUGUAAAGUUUCCUGACCUUCGUCCGUGGACCCACUGAAUUCUACCCUGUUACAUGCACCUUUGACCCCCAGCUGUUUAAGUAAACUCAACCCCUUCUCUGCAAAAAACGGACCCAGCAAAAACUCGUGAAAAAAUCCCUGCAUACCCGAGAUAACUCUUAUACUGUGUACCUCUAACACGGUUUUUUUAUUCAGGCCAUGGAAAGUGCGUCUCUAGAUUUAGUAGAAGAAGCAGUUGACGAGUUGGUUAAAGACAUUAGUGGGGAUGCUAUUCGCCAGGUAUGAGUACAGCAAUUGUUUUGGAAUACCGUAUUGAAAAGUUGACAAGUUGUAACGAGAAGCAAAAUUAAUGGACCAUUUGCAUUAUAGACUAAAUUUUGAUCUGGGCAAAAAUUUCAUCACAGCUUGAAAGAGCAUCACAAAAUUAGUAAUAUUCCAAAGUUUCGUUGCAAAAUGUUGUAAAAUGCGGAUAAUAUAGCCAUGCGAAAUUUGCAAUUUUCAGUCAUUUUAGAUUACAAACCCGAAAUUGACAUCCUCGAAGGGUUUGAGGCUGUCAAUUUCCCGUUUGUAAUCUAAAGUGACUGAAAAUUGCAAAUUUCGCAAGGCUAUAUUUUCCGCAUUUUACAACAUUUUGCAACGAAACUUUGGAAUAUUACUAAUUUUGUGAUGCUCCUUCAAGCUGUGAUGAAAUUGUUGUCUAGAGUUGUUUAGUUCAAAAUUUAGUCUAUUACGCAAAUGGUCAAUUAAGCAAAGCAUUGGCUGAUAAAUUCAUCAAUGAUUCACUAACUGAUUUUUCAACUAUUAAGGUGGAUCUUGAACAUCAAUUAAGCAAAGCAUUUGCUGAUAAAUUCAUCAAUGAUUCACUAACAAUCAUGGUCAAAGAAAUUGCUAAGGAAUGUAUUGAAAAAGAAGUCGAGAUAAAAAGGUAUAGUGAUGGUCUAGACCUAUCGCAUGCGUUGCUAGUUCAUUAAAAGCAAGCUUCAGCAAAAUAAACGUGGUACUUUCUACAAGAAUUCUUGUAUUUUCUUUUGUUUCGCUGCAUGUAGGAGGAAAAUUGCUGUUGCCGAAUCGCGAGCUCGUAUGUCUGUGGUUGUUAUGAAUGAAAUUAUACGCGAUUUCAUGAAUACAGAGCUUGUCACCGUGGCUAGAGAUACGAAGAGGUAUGCUAUCUGAAGGUAGCAAGUGUUACAAGACAGCCAGAUUGGGACAGUUUCGGAAAUUUUCGUUCUUUACACUUUAUAUAUACAACUCAAUUGACCAUUUGCGUAAUAGACUAAAUUUUGAUUUAGACAAAAGUUCCAUCACAGCUUGAAAAAGCAUCAGAAAAUUAGUAAUAUUCCAAAGUUCGUUUCGAAAUGUUGUAAAAUGCGGAUAAUAUAGCCUUGCGAAGUUUGUAAUUUUCAGUCAUUUUAGAUAUAGAAACGGGAAAUUGAUGCCCCAACACCCGAUUGGGCUGUCAAUUUCCCGUGCGUAAUACAAAAUGACUGAAAAACGGCAAACUUCGCAUGGCUAUAUUAUCCACAUUUUACAACAUUUCGCAACGAAACUUUGGAAUAUUACUAAUUUUGUGAUGCUCUUUCAAGCUGUGAUGAAAUUUUUGUCUAGACUUGUUGAGAUCAAAAUUUAGUCUAUAAUGCAAAUGGUUCAUUAUCCUUUCUCACGAAGGCCAAAAUCCGCGCCAUUUUGGGGGCACUGUCUGCCCUCGUGAAAGAUUCUAGACAAUUCAAACAAUGUGAAAAGCGAUUUUCAAAAGUUUUAACUGUAAAUUUACCAUUAUAAAAACAACUACAGUACUAAAAAGUUGUAUUUCGUGGUGCAGAGACUCUCAAACGUGGGAGAGGCACUACCCCCAAAAUGGCGGAAAAAUCGACCGUGAGAAAUGCUAAUUUGUAGUCUAUGUUCCAAUGCUUUCGUGGCUGAGAAAUUAUAGCUAAAGCUUUGUCAUACAGUUUUUCAGCUGUCACUCAAAGGCUUUCAAGCCCCACCCCACUCGAGUUGGGCAUCUUGGCUGGGGAUGCUACCACCCCCUUCCCCUAGUGUCCGCCACUGGAAAACUAACCCACCCCAUGGAAGUGUGCGUGGUACAAAAUUAAGUACAGUGACCUCUACGAGGUUGUCUCCCUCUUCUUUUGUUUUAUUUUUAAUUCUUUAUUCUACAGAGCAAUAGGACAGCAGAUGAAGGCGCAAAGUUUUGCCAAAAUGUCAGCGGUUAUAAUGAGAGAGAUGUUAGAGGACGUCGUGUAUGAACAGUGUCAGGAGAUUGCGCUCACCACACGUAAGGAGGUCGUCAGACAAAAGAAAGCUUUGCUGUGGAAGAAAGCUGAAGUAUUGCGUAGAAAUCAAAUGAAGAAAUACUUUCAAUCGUAAGUUGCUGUGUAAUAAUAUUGACAAUAAUGAAUGAGACGUGCUGUUCUGUUUUGUUUAUGUACCAUUCCAUGCCACUUCUUGCAGUAUAAUACCAUGCCAUUCCCUACCAUACCAUACCAUACCAUACCAUACCAUACCAUACCAUACCAUACCAUACCAUACCAUACCAUACCAUACAAUACCUUUCUAUACCAUCCAAUACCAUACCAUUCCAUGCCAUAUCUUGCUGUAUAAUACCAUGCCAUUUCAUACCAUACCAUACCAUACCAUACCAUUCCAUACCAUCCAAUGCCAUCUCAUUCCUUGUUAUAUCUUGCAGUAUAAUACCAUACCAUGCCAUACCAUGCCACCCAAUACCAUACCAUAUCCUGUAGGUCAUACCGUACCAUAGAUUAUACCAUCAAAUAGAUCCCGUACUGUACUUGCAAAUCCAACAUACCAUUGUGUGUAUACAUUUUAACAACAAUAACUCCUUUCUAGAUGGUCAAAAGAAUACCACACUCGAGUGCAUAUUAGGAAUAUCCUGCGAAAGCUACCUGCCAAAUCUCCCAUGUUAACUGUAAAACAACAGCUUGAUAAAUUACUCA